Opisthorchis viverrini is the source of this 498-nucleotide messenger RNA. RefSeq lists its product as hypothetical. The coding region runs from base 1 to 498 and encodes 165 amino acids. Lineage: Eukaryota; Metazoa; Platyhelminthes; Trematoda; Opisthorchiida; Opisthorchiidae. The record is from RefSeq and is a predicted model, not a curated record. The transcript has 6 exons.
AUGGAUAUUUACAUCAGACCAGAUAUAGAUCCAUCUCAGCGAGCUCAGCUCAGAGCCGCUGUCGUGGAACCUCGAAGGCGCACUCUUGAAGUACCUUCUUCCGCAAUUCAGUCUUCUUCGCAUGCAGAUGUGAAUCUUUCCGUGUGGUUUCCUAACAGAAAUGCAGAAUCACUGCCUACACAAGUGUGGACGGAUGCCAGGUUGUCUAAGCCCAGACGGGGGAAGUCGAGAGCCAGAGGUCCGGUUCGAACCACGGACCUUCCGGUCUUAUCUGAGGGCGCUGCUUACAUUGAGUGCAAUCCAAACCUAGCUAGCGAUCGGAUCAGCAAAAUGGCCUUAAUAGUGUUUCGCAUGUUCUCAGCAAGUAAAGAGAUCUUCCAGGAGUCGGUCGAUCUGGAUUCGGAGAAGCUGGCAGUCCAAAUACCCCCAGUUGAUGUGGAACUCGAAAUCAAGCCUUCAGCUCCAGUUUUGGCCAAAAUCGUGCAGAUGGACUAUUGA